Stegastes partitus (bicolor damselfish) is the source of this 1244-nucleotide messenger RNA. RefSeq names its product ER membrane protein complex subunit 3. The record is from RefSeq and is a predicted model, not a curated record. The transcript has 9 exons. Gene Ontology annotation, cellular component: membrane; EMC complex. Lineage: Eukaryota; Metazoa; Chordata; Actinopteri; Pomacentridae. The coding region runs from base 110 to 895 and encodes 261 amino acids. Gene Ontology annotation, biological process: protein folding in endoplasmic reticulum.
GAUCUUCUUCUUUUUUCAAACAGCUGAACGUGUUCACCUCGUCGUUGUCAAAGUUCAUAUUUGUGCAUCAUCUUGUCUGUUUUUUGGUUGGUGGGCUAAACAGAGAGCGAUGGCUGGUCCAGAGCUCCUACUGGACUCCAGUAUUCGGAUGUGGGUGGUCCUGCCCAUCGUCUUCAUCACUUUCUUUGUUGGAAUCAUUCGUCACUAUGUCACCCAGCUGCUUCACAGUGACAAGAAGCUCGACCUGGAGCAGGUUUCUGACAGCCAGGUGCUCCUGCGCAGCCGCAUUCUCAGAGAGAACGGAAAGUACAUUCCCCGACAGUCUUUCGCCAUGAGGAAACAUUACUUCAACAAUUCAGAAACCGGUUUCUUCAAGAAGGUUAAGAGGAAGGUUGUUCCUAAGAACCCCAUGACAGACAGCAGCAUGUUGACGGACAUGAUGAAGGGGAACCUGACCAAUGUCCUGCCCAUGAUUAUGAUUGGUGGAUGGAUCAACUGGGCGUUCUCUGGAUUUGUCAUAACAAAGGUGCCCUUCCCUCUGACUCUGAGGUUCAAGCCGAUGUUACAGAGAGGAAUAGACCUGCUGUCACUGGAUGCUUCCUGGGUGAGUUCAGCCUCCUGGUACUUCCUGAAUGUAUUUGGGCUGAGGAGCAUGUACAACCUCAUUCUGGGCCAGGACAACGCUGCUGACCAGUCGCGGGUCAUGCAGGACCAGAUGACAGGUGCUGCCGUGGCUAUGCCCCCCGACCCCAACAAGGCUUUUAAGAGCGAAUGGGAGGCACUGGAGAUCGUGGAACACAAGUGGGCGCUGGAGAACGUGGAGGAGGAGCUAAUGUCCAGAGACCUAAACUUCGGAACCUUUUUCAGCAGAGACAUCAAGUCCACCAUGUUUUAGAGCAGCAAGGCUCUGCGAGCUCUGGAGCACCUGUGAAAGAUUCUAGAGCUCUCCUCACCACAGAACCUGCUCUGAAGAACGUUCAGGUUCGACGAUGGUUCUGGAACACAGUUUGCACGAGUACUAGAGUGAAAUCUACUGAACUGUGUCUGAAAUCACUACGUCAGGCACUUAAUUCACUUUUUACCUUUUAUGAGCCUCCAAAUUCAAAGUGUGUAGAAGUUAUGCAAGGUGUAAACUUUCAGACAGAAAAAAAAACAACAGAUAUUAAUCACUUGUGAUUAUUGAGAAUUAUUUAUAACACAGAUGAUGAUGCUUUUAUUAAACAUUAUGACAGAAAGAAAAUCCA